This is a messenger RNA of Ochotona princeps (American pika), 1865 nucleotides long. Its product is annotated as WD repeat and SOCS box-containing protein 1-like. The transcript is spliced from 2 exons. Bases 273 to 1538 code for a protein of 421 amino acids. Gene Ontology annotation, biological process: intracellular signal transduction. Gene Ontology annotation, molecular function: protein binding. NCBI's taxonomy places the organism in Eukaryota, Metazoa, Chordata, Mammalia, Lagomorpha, Ochotonidae. The record is from RefSeq and is a predicted model, not a curated record.
ACGUUAGCCGUCGGUCUGGUGGACGUGUGCCGUGUGGGGCCGUAGGCGGGAAGCAGCGCCCAGGUUCUAUUGUCUGUGAUUGCCUGCGGGGUUUGGUCCGGAGCCCUCCGUAGCUGUCCCGGGGGUAGCCAAGCAGAGGCCACCCCACCCGUCCCUUCUGCCCCCGGCCCGGGGAGGGACCGAGCCCGCGUCACGCCCCUCAAGCGCUCGCCGUUCCCCGUCUAUUGGUUGCGUCCGCCUUGUGUUCCCCGGAAUCAGACGGUACCCCAUAGAUGGCCAGCUUUUCCCCGAGGGUCAACGAGAAAAAGAUCGUGAGAUCACGUACUAUAGGCGAACUUUUAGCUCCAGCAGCGCCUUUUGACAAGAAAUGUGGUGGUGAGAACUGGACUGUUGCUUUUGCUCCAGAUGGUUCGUACUUUGCUUGGUCACAAGGACAUCGUACAGUAAAGCUUGUUCCUUGGUCCCAGUGCCUGAAGAACUUUCUCCUGCAUGGCACCAAGAAUGUUACCAAUCCAAGCAGUGUAAGAUUGUCAAGACAAAAUAGUGAUGGUAGUCAGAAAAACAAGCCUCGUGAGCAUAUUAUAGACUGUGGAGAUAUAGCCUGGAGUCUUGCUUUUGGGUCUUCAGUUCCAGAAAAACAGAGUCGCUGUGUAAACAUAGAAUGGCAUCGGUUCAGAUUUGGGCAAGAUCAGCUACUCCUUGCUACAGGGUUAAGCAAUGGACGUAUCAAGAUAUGGGAUGUAUAUACAGGAAAACUCCUCCUUAACUUGGUUGAUCAUACUGAAGUGGUCAGAGAUUUAACUUUUGCUCCAGAUGGGAGCUUAAUCUUAGUGUCAGCUUCGAGAGACAAAACUUUCAGAGUGUGGGACCUGAAAGAUGAUGGAAACAUAAUGAAAGUGUUGAGGGGACAUCAGAACUGGGUGUACAACUGUGCAUUUUCUCCGGACUCUUCUAUGCUGUGUUCAGUUGGAGCCAGUAAAGCAGUUUUUCUUUGGAAUAUGGAUACAUAUACCAUGAUACGGAAACUAGAAGGACAUUACCAUGAUGUUGUAGCUUGUGAUUUUUUUCCUGAUGGAGCAUUGCUGGCUACGGCAUCUUAUGAUACUCGAGUGUAUAUCUGGGAUCCUUAUAUUGGAGAAAUUCUGAUGGAAUUUGGGCACCUGUUUCCCCCUCCCACUCCAAUAUUUGCUGGAGGAGCAAAUGACCGAUGGGUGCGAUCUGUGUCUUUUAGUCAUGAUGGACUGCAUAUUGCAAGCCUUGCUGAUGACAAAAUGGUGAGGUUCUGGCGAAUUGAUGAAGAUCAUCCAGUUCAAGUUGCCCCUUUGAACAAUGGUCUUUGUUGUGCCUUUUCUACUGAUGGCAGUGUUUUAGCUGCUGGGACACAGGAUGGAAGUGUGUAUUUCUGGGCCACUCCCAGGCAGGUCCCUAGCCUUCAACAUUUGUGUCGCAUGUCAGCCCGAAGAGUGAUGUCCACUCAUGAAGUCCAGGAGCUGCCCAUUCCUCUCAAAGUUCUGGAGUUUCUCUCCUAUCAGAGUUAGAGACUCUGCCUUCCCUACUCCAGGGCCUGGCAAAGUACACUUUACGCCAACCUCAAGCUUUACUUCAGUAUCUGUUUUGGUGCAUUUUUGUACUGCAUUUUGAUGAGUUUAAAAUAUUAUUUAUAGGGGACCGAUUUCUGAACAUAUCAAAUAUAAAUUUUUAAAGGUAUAACUGUGAAAACUUGUAUGCAUACAUGUACGUAUUUAGAUGUAAGCUACUGCGAGUGGAGUGGACUCUGGCUUUUCUUAUUUCUAGUUCUGAUUGUGGAUACAGUGCUUCAGUAGAGCCACAGUGCGUGGCUUUGCUCCCUGCAAGGGAGAAGUUUU